Molecule: messenger RNA, 1716 nt
Organism: Capronia epimyces CBS 606.96
Lineage: Eukaryota; Fungi; Ascomycota; Eurotiomycetes; Chaetothyriales; Herpotrichiellaceae
Exons: 1
Coding region: 1-1716 (571 amino acids)
Source: RefSeq, a predicted model, not a curated record
AUGACAGUAAUACACGGAUGGAUGCUGGGCAGGGCGCGGGUCAGUCCCUUGCUUAUGAGAGGCCGCAUCAAGGUCGCUGUUAGACCUAUACGUUACGCUUCGUCACAAGUUGGCGCAACGAACACCCUACCCGGUCUGAAUGAAGAUGAAGAAGGCUCCUCGACCGACUCGAAGUCGGGGCAGAAAUCUAGAUCCCGAGCUGGACCAACCAUGUUUAAGAUCUUUGAAACGGCCGCCACCACUUUCGCCUCUAUCGCUGUGCUCGGUUUGGCUGGUUACUCCUAUCAUCUCUACUACAAAUCGCUCGUCUUGCGCAAGAUUGCAAAGGCCUUUGAGCCCGGCGACCCUAUGCUGGAUCUUGCGUCCCCCCCAGUUCCCCAAGGCCCGGCUGGCGCUCAGCCCACAGACGAUCCUGACGACUGGAUACAACGGCCUGAGCAGGCUAAGAUUGACGCUAUCAUCCAUGGUGAAGCCAAGGGAAGAUACUACCUUCUCGUGGGCGAGAAGGGGACUGGCAAAUCAUCCAUGAUUCUUGAGGCGAUGCGAAAAAUUGAUGGGGAAGGGGUGUCUAUGUUCGAAGCCCACGCUGAUCUCGAAAUCUUCCGCAUUCGGCUGGGCAAGUCACUGAACUAUGAGUUCCAUGAAGACUACAUCGGCUCGCUCUUCUCCAUCCGCGGUCCACGGGACACGACAGCUCUGCUCGAUAUCGAGCGGGCCUUCAACAAGCUGGAGAAGGUUGCUUUGGCGCACCGCAACAAAUCGCAGAAGCAGAGCGGUCGAAAGGGGCCGCUCGUUGUCAUCGUUAAUUGCGCCCAUUUAAUCCGCGACGACGAAGAUGGAAAUGACUUGAUUGAAUUGAUGCAGCAACGCGCCGAGCAGUGGGCCGCGGCCAACCUGGUCACCAUGGUUUUCAACUCUGACGACUACUGGGUUUAUGAGCGCUUGAAACGCUACGCCACUAGAAUGGAGGUCAUCCCCGUCGUCGAUCUGUCCAAGGACCGUGCGAUUGCUGCCUUGGACCGAUAUCGAACCAAAUUCUUCCCAGAGCAGGAACAUGAUCCGGAAAUUUUGAAGCAAGUCUAUGAUCUGGUUGGAGGACGGUUGAAUUUUCUUAAUCGAGUGGCCAAGAGCUCUGACAUGAUCAAGAUGUGCCAUCAAAUCAAGGAAUCUGAGAAGACAUGGUUCUUGAACAGAUGCGGCAUCCUCGGAGAACAAAUGGACGAUGAUGUGAUGGACCAACAGAAAUACGCCAGUGCGGCCAUGGUGCUGGCUAAAGCUCUCGUGGACCGGGAUGAAGGCAUGGAGACCAAUUAUGACGACGAGAGAGGCCACAUUCUGCCAGAAAUCCCUCUCUACAAAGCCCGGCAGAUCAUGACCAGAGCUGAUUUUAUCCAGAGCUACGAUCACGACAAUAUCUUCACCAUUGACAGCCGUGCCAUGGUACGCGCGGACAGCAUUCCCAUGAUGCACGCAUUCAAAGAGAUCUGCUCUGAGGAAGGCUUUGAUGACUACUUGGAGGCCACUCUGGAUCGCAUCUCGGCAAUUGAGAGUAUCAACCGUACGAAGGAACUCACUUUCAAAGAUCUGUGGUUGGAACAGCAAGGAGAACAACGAGGGAAAUAUUCGUUUACUAUGAGAGAUCACAAGGGACGUGAGACCGGCACCAUUGAAAUGAGGGUUCAGCCCGAUAAAUCGCCCGCAGAAGAUGACGACUAG